Molecule: messenger RNA, 778 nt
Organism: Haliotis rubra (blacklip abalone)
Lineage: Eukaryota; Metazoa; Mollusca; Gastropoda; Lepetellida; Haliotidae
Product: deleted in malignant brain tumors 1 protein-like
Exons: 7
Coding region: 41-778 (245 amino acids)
Source: RefSeq, a predicted model, not a curated record
AACAACUUGCAACGUCACGCUUCCCGCAGUUAACAGCCCGAUGGUGAUUGUCUCCCCUGGCUAUCCAAGCAACUACGUAAAUGGAUUGGACUGUCAGUGGACUAUAAAUGCACCGAUAGGAACAAACAUCACGGCGAAAGUUCUGUUUCUCGAUUUGGAAAAGGGGACAUCGUGCGUGGAUGAUUAUCUACUGUUUAAAGAUGGUACGACGAACGAUGCUCACCAACUGGCAAAGAUUUGUGAACGUAGGUCUACUCCCAUCGUCAGCUGCAGUAACCAUAUGACCAUCAUAUUCCACUCAGACAGUACUGUCACAGGAGGAGGCUUUCGUUUGCAGUACUAUUCUGCUUCCGUCUGUGGAUUGUCAGAUAUUUCCGCAUCUUCCGUCACUUGGAAGUAUUUGACCUCUCCUGGCUAUCCUUCGAGCUAUGACAACAAUAUGUACUGCAAGUGGACGAUCUCUGCACCUGUUGGAUUUAAAGUAAAAGUUGAAGUUCAUUCAAUUUCUAUGCAAUACGACGCAUUCUGUUCUAAAGACUACGUGCUCUUCAGCGAUGGUUCCAGUCGGUUGGGUAAAUACUGUAGUGACGUCACCGAAUACAUCGUCAGCUCUAGCAACGCCAUGACCAUCACUUUCCGCACUGACAGUUCUGUCACAGACAAAGGAAUUUCUUUGAAAUACAUUGCGCGGACGAAAGGGUGUUUCGAAGAUGAUACGAUAAGCUAUGAGACGAAAUAUGUUGAAUCACCGAAUUAUCCUCUGUCCUAUCCCGAGUAA